GAAAGCGUUAUCGAUUUGUUGCAAAGGCAGAAGGCAGAGCUACAGGAACUCUUGCGUGACAUGUCUGACUCCUGGCGGACUGAAUCUGCCAGACAACACCAGGAGACCCUUGGUGCAGUCCGAGCUACAGCGAAUGAACAAGUUCCCUUUAAUGUCCAAGGCUACCUCGAUGACUUCAGCAAAGCACUCUCGGCGGAAGUUCGCAUGUUACUGAAGGAGGUUGGCAAACUUCGCGAGGAGAAACGUGCCCUCCAACAUGAGCUUGGGAUGUUGUUGUGUAUGAAAAGCAAGUAUAGUCCAGGCGGAGAAUUCGAACCAGAUUGGUGGGUUACCACACUAGCUACGGUAUCGUCUAUGGUCCAAAUGAUUCGUUCCGUAGGAAACCACCAGGAGGAGCCACUUGUGGGGAGCCACAAGCCCCUCAGCAGCAAGAGACUACAAUUUUAG
This is a messenger RNA of Cantharellus anzutake, 447 nucleotides long. RefSeq lists its product as uncharacterized. NCBI's taxonomy places the organism in Eukaryota, Fungi, Basidiomycota, Agaricomycetes, Cantharellales, Hydnaceae. The annotation marks the transcript as partial. The record is from RefSeq and is a predicted model, not a curated record. The transcript has 4 exons.